This is a messenger RNA of Castor canadensis (American beaver), 1260 nucleotides long. RefSeq names its product ankyrin repeat domain 39 (gene Ankrd39). Gene Ontology annotation, molecular function: protein binding. The record is from RefSeq and is a predicted model, not a curated record. NCBI's taxonomy places the organism in Eukaryota, Metazoa, Chordata, Mammalia, Rodentia, Castoridae.
GGAUGGCGGCGCCGCAACCUUGCGCGGACGGCUCUUGCUGCUCCCGGGCAGGUGCGGUGCCCGGCGUGCAGCAGUCGCUGGAGGAGAUGGACUUCGAGAGGGGAAUCUGGUCGGCAGCCCUGCAUGGAGACCUAAGUCGAGUGAAGUAUUUCAUCCAGAAAGCCACGGACCCUAGCCAGCCUGACUCAGCUGGCUACACUGCACUGCACUAUGCCAGCCGAAAUGGGCACUACGCUGUCUGCCAGUUCCUGCUGGAGAGUGGCGCCAAGUGUGAUGCCCAGACCCAUGGGGGCGCCACUGCUCUGCACCGGGCCAGCUACUGCGGACACACUGAGAUAGCACGGCUGCUGCUCUCACAUGGGUCCAACCCCCAGCUGGUAGAUGAUGACGGCAUGACCAGCCUACAUAAAGCUGCUGAGAAGGGUCACAUGGACAUUUGCUCUCUCCUGUUGCAACACAGUCCAGCCCUGAAGGCCGUCCGGGAUCGGAAAGCACGGCUAGCAUGUGACCUGCUGCCCUGCAACAGUGACCUACGGAACCUGCUGGCCAGCUGAGGCACCACCUCCUGUCUCCAGCCACCCUUGAGGGGUACACAGACUAGUUCUCCAUGCUCUUGCUUUAUUCAGCACCCACACUGCAGGGCUGGAAGAUGGGGCAGAAGACCCAGGAAGAACCCGGCUCUGGCCAGUGUGGUAGCCAGGGAGGAGAUUUGGUGGAGCAGAAAGCAUUUAAGCCUGGACAAAUGGUCAUAUUCUAAGUUCAUGCAGAAACAGCUCUCUAUUCGAAAAAAAUAAACUUAUAUCCUGACUUCAUCCCCCACACACAGGUAAAUUUCAAGGUUAGAGGCCGGAAUAUAAAAGCACAAAACAAUGUAAGUACUAGAAGAAAAUACAGAGUACGUGGCCAAAGCUGCUUUCUAGCUGAGUGAGCCUGGUUCAUGGCAGUUUACCUGUCUGUCCCUCAGUUUCCUCAUCUAUGAGGUAAGAAUGAUUAUGGUAGGGCCCGGCUCAGGGUUGCUAUGGAGACUGAAUGAGUAAAUCUCUGGAGGUCAAUUAAGUGCCUGGCUCACUGCAAGUAGCAUACAAGUGCCCAGUUCCCAAAUCUUGACCAACACUGGCUUUUCUACCAUAAUUUAAUUAAUUCUAGCAAUCUGAUAGGUACAAAAGUAUUUGCUUUAUGUGUUUUGCAUCCCUUAUUACUAGUGAGGCUGUGCACCUGUCUCUGAACUUACUGUCAGUGCCCAUUUAAAAGGUUUUUCUU